Messenger RNA from Strongylus vulgaris, 279 nucleotides. NCBI's taxonomy places the organism in Eukaryota, Metazoa, Nematoda, Chromadorea, Rhabditida, Strongylidae. The record is from the annotation of a GenBank genome assembly.
AUGCGAGUUCUUUCGACUAAAUCAGAUUUCUACAUAGAUUAUACCGAUGAAAGCGAGCCAGAAGAGUCAAACACCGGUGAAAUGGAGCGUCAACAAAGUUCGACCGAACCAGGUUCACCGAAUGACAUAAGAACACCACAAGCUGGUCUAAAAACGGAAAAGCACACGACUUCUGUGAAGCACGAUGAUGACGAUGGUGAAGAUGAUGAUGAUGGAGCAGAUGAUGUGACAGAUAGCUUUCCCGGAGAUAUAGGACCACCUGGAGUGGGACCGCCGGGA